CUGGGUUCUUUAUUAUUCACUUACCUCAUAACUUGUGGCUCGUCUAAAGCAUUUGUUUUAUUUUCUUUGUUGUACCUGUCUGUGUUCGGGUAGGACGAAAAAAAUAGUUGGACCUCUGAAUAGUUCAUCCAAAUUCAUUGAAUCAGUUGAAAUACCAGAGGAAUUUGACAGUAUUGUGCAAUAUUAUGAAGCUGGUUUUCUGUGAAUUGUGUUCAGGAAGUCUAAGAUAUUUGUUGAAUAGUUGAGGGAUUUGAUUUCGAGGAGAAUUGUGUUUAAAUUUGGAAGACGGAGGAUUUGGAGCCAUUUAUUGGAGCGAAGCAAUCGACGAUAUGGAGGCUCCGGUCAAUUUGCAAUACCGCGAUAGCCAGCACCAGAACAGCAUGUUGCAGGCUUUGAACACGAUGCGGAAAAACGAUCGGUUUUGCGAUGUUAUUUUGCAUGUGGGUACUGCGGCAAUAUCUGCUCACAGAGCUGUAUUGGCAAGUGCUUCACCCCAUCUCCUAGAACUUUUUGGAGCUGAUCAGGAUGCCCGUCGCGAUGCAGAACCGGUGCCAAGUUACCGGCUUAACGGCGGCAUGACCAAAUGUGCCCUGCAAGCACUAGUGGAUUAUGCUUACACUGCAGUAUUAGAUGUACCUGAUCAUGAGGUUAAAGAAGUGUACCUCGGAGCCUGGCAACUUCGUAUGGAGCGUGUCGUGAGUGAAUGCGCUCGCCAUUUAGUAUCCCGGCUAACUGAUGAAACCUGCAUUGAAACACGAUCUCUACCAGGAAUUGCCAAAAACCGCGAUUUUGUAUCGCGUGUUGAUCGCUAUAUCUCUGAUAGAUUCAUCGCGACGGACGGUAACGGCGGUUGUGGUGUCAGCAACACACCAGCAUUUUUGGCCCUAAAUUGUGUACAGAUUGAAGUUCUUCACCAGACAAGACAAGAAAUGUCACUAGUUGCUCCUGGUUCUUUGUGCAGACUUGUUUUGGACUGGGUUAAGAGGCAGAUGACCGAAGAAACUAUCACCGUAAAUCAAUUGAUGGAGAGAUCUCAUUUACUCUACUUGGCUAUAGAUAAUUCGCUUCAAGAUUGUGCCCAAAUGCCACCGGGCCAAGAUUCUGAAUUGGUCGAAGAUUAUAAAAAAAUGUCUCAAAAAUGUCCAACCAACAAAGGUCGCAGGAAAUGUUUAGGUCAGCCAGUGAGACCCCGCGUUCUGAUUUAUUCACGAGACAUUGGUGACCGCAAUGAUGCCGACACAGAGCCGGACUGGAGUGUGAUUGCCUCAGAUAAAGUGGGAGAACACACUUUUAUGGCUCUCGUUACCUUGGACGGAAUUUUGGCUCGUCUUUCUAUACUCUUGCGUUUGAACGCACCAGCCACGCCUUCUCCUGUGGCAACUACACCAGUCACGUGUAGAUCGCCAGGACUGGAUUCAUCUUGUCCAGAUUUAUAUUGCACUUUGGCAAGCAUGUCAGGAGGGAAAUGCGCUUUUGGAGUCGCUCGAUUACAAGGAGGUUUUGUUGUCUGCGGUGGUUAUGAUCGUGUUGAAUGUCUGAAAACAGUUGAGUACUAUGAUCCAGAAAAUAAUUCUUGGAAAUCGCUUCCUAACAUGCGGGAAGCUCGCGGUCGUGUCCAAAUUGCUGUACUUGAUGAUAAGAUAUAUGCUAUAGGUGGUAGUAAUGGAACCACUGAACUUGAUACGAUGGAAGUGUUAGAAAAGGGUGCUGCAAAAUGGUCUAAAGCUCCUAAUCUUCCUCUUGCCAGGAGUAAUUCAGGUGUUUGCGAAAUGAAUGGAUCUAUUUAUUGUAUUGGUGGAUGGAAUGGACAAGUCGGCAUAAGGCAAUGUGAUGUUUUUGAUCCAGCUAAGAAUAUGUGGAAGUCUCUGCAACCACUUACCACAGGUCGUUAUCAGGCCGGAGUUGCAGCUUAUAAGGGCAAUGUUUACGCUAUCGGUGGUUGUGAUGCAUGGAAUUGUUUGUCAUCAGUAGAAUGUUACGAUAUUGAGGAUAAUGUUUGGUCCCCUGUUACACCAUUGUUAACACCUAGGAGAGGAUGUGGUGUUGCAGUAUUCAAUGGAAAAUUAUAUACUGUUGGUGGAUCUGAUGGUACACAUACACUAUCUUCAACUGAGGUUUUCGAUGAUGAAUCUAAGACUUGGGUUGCUGGUCCAAAUCUAACUGUUCCCAGAGCUAAUGUUGGCGUGAUAGUGGUUGGUGACCGAUUAUACGCAAUCGGAGGCUUUUCAGGAAAAAUAUUUUUGAAUACGAUAGAAUACCUAGACUCGAACACAAACGAGUGGACAACUUUCAUUCCAAAAGACUUAACCAGAUUUGAUUUCUCCGGAAUCACCGACGAUGACGCUUUAAAUCUGGAACUGCAUCACAUGGUGCUUUCAAAUGGUAUACUUAAUAAUGGAUCAAUAAAUGGAGGUACCAAUUUAAAUGAACUUUUGACAAAUGGAAAGUUACCAAAUGGAAAAAUUACUGCAGAUGAGGCUGGAGACUGCAAUGGGACCACAGGACCCAAUAUCAUUAGCGUGUAGCUCAUUUAAUUCUUGCAUUACACAUAUCAGGAAAUAUGUUAAUGCUUGGUUAUCGUGUAAAUUUCUACUUUAUAUAAAUAUUUCUCUUAAUUUUAGUACUUUUUUAUAUGAGAAUAUCCACUUAUGAAAUUAUAUAUACUUGAUAUAAGUGAGAGGCAAUUUGCUAUGUGUAUCGAUAUACUUUUUGAUUACUGACUUUUAUACUAUCAUUGUGAGGAGCUUAAUCAAUUAAAUAUCAUUUGAAUACAAAUGAUUUUCUUGUACAUUUGAAAACAUAUAUAAUUCAGAAUCUUCAUGGAAUCAUUAAUACUUAAGGUAGAGUAUAUUCAAAGUCUAUUACAUGUAAAACUGAGUUUUUUAUUUUCUCAUACGUAAUUUAAUCAUAAUAUGAUAUACGAAGUAUUAAUAUUGUAGUUAAUCAAUCAUUUACUGCAUUUCUAGGUGUAUAGAUUUUUUUUGUAAAUAUUCAUUAAAUCAAUUGGUGUCUUACAAUACUCAUUUCUAAAUAGAAAUUUCUAUAUUUUUUACACUUAUUGAAUGUCCAUAUAAAAGAACUAGAUCUAAUUCCAACAAAAUAAUUUCUAAAUAAAGUGAAACUGUUAGAAUUCAUUGUCUAACAAAAAUGUGAAUCGCUCGAGUACAAAAUUUAUUCCCUGUACCAGAAUUGCGUUUAUGGAGUUGAAUGUCAGUAUGAUGUAAAAAUGCAGUUAUUGCAUGUUGUGUGAAAGCUUCCUGAUCGUAUCGUAUCUUGUUGCUGCUGAAAAAUGACAUUUGUAAUAUAGUUUUAGGAUAAGGAAAAUUGUACCAAUACUAU
Ctenocephalides felis (cat flea) is the source of this 3339-nucleotide messenger RNA. RefSeq names its product influenza virus NS1A-binding protein-like. NCBI's taxonomy places the organism in Eukaryota, Metazoa, Arthropoda, Insecta, Siphonaptera, Pulicidae. The record is from RefSeq and is a predicted model, not a curated record. The transcript has 12 exons. The coding region runs from base 330 to 2525 and encodes 731 amino acids. Gene Ontology annotation, molecular function: protein binding.